UCCCGCCGCUCAGUUUCAUUUCCCUGGCAGCCUCGGAGGCUCCUGCUGCAGUCGCUGCGAGGUUGCCGUGCGUCCCGUCCGGUCCUCCCCUCAGCGCGCCAUGGCGGAGCUGUCCCUGGCCGACGAGCUGAUGUGCUCCAUCUGCCUGGAGCCCUUCAAGGUGCCGGUCACCACCCCGUGUGGCCACAACUUCUGCGCGUCGUGCCUGGACGAGACGUGGGCCGUCCAGGGCGCGCCGUACCUUUGUCCGCAGUGCCGCGCCGAGUACCAGACGCGGCCGCAGCUCCACAAGAACACGGUGCUGUGCGCGGUGGUGGAGCAGUUCUUGCAGGCCGAGCUGGCCCGCGUGGCGGUCCCCGACGACUGGACGCCGCCCGUCCGCGCCGCGGCCCCCAGCCCCACCAGCCAGGUUGCCUGUGACCACUGCCUGAAGGCGGCCGCCAUCAAGACAUGCCUCGUGUGCAUGGCCUCCUUCUGCCAGGAGCACCUGCGGCCGCACCUCGACAGCCCCGCUUUCCGGGACCAUCCGCUGCAGCCGCCGGUUCCCGACCUGUUGCACCGCAAGUGCCCCCAGCACAACCGGUUACGGGACUUAUUCUGCCCCGAGCACAGCGAGUGCAUCUGCCAUAUCUGCUUGGUGGAACACAAGACUUGCUCGCCUGUGUCUCUGAGCCAGGCCAGCGCUGACAUGGAGGCCAAGCUAAAGCAUAAACUGACCAUCAUGUACAGUCAGAUCAAUGGUGCAUCGAGAGCGCUGGAGGAUGUGAGAGCCAGGCAGCAGGAUGUGCGGGAUGCUGCACAAAGGAAGAUGGAACAGCUUAGACAAGAAUAUUUGGAAAUGAAGGCUCUCAUUGAUGCUUCCGAGGCCAGCUCCACACGAAAGGUAAAGGAAGAAGAAAAGAGGGUCAGCAGCAAGUUCGACAACAUUUACCAGAUUCUCCUCAAGAAGAAGAGUGAGAUCCAGGCUGUGAAGGAGGAUAUUGAGCUUGCCCUGACUAAAGGGGACGAGUUUGAGUUUCUGGAGAAAGCGGCAAAAUUGCAAGGAAUCUCAACAAAGCCAGUCUACGUCCCCAAGGUGGAGCUGAAUCACGAGCUGAUAAGAGGUAUCUGCCAGAACACCACAGACCUCAAAAAUGAGCUGAAGCGCUACAUCAGGCAGCCCCAGAAGCCCGAGGAGCCCACCGUCUCAGGGGACCCUACAGAGCAUGGUGCAGCGCCCACGCACAAACCUUCACGCCCUGUAAAGAAGAUCGUGAAAGAAGAAAAGAAAGCCAAGAAACUUCCUUCUACUAUCAUGUCACCCAGCAAGACUCUCACCUUCGGAGCCCCGGAACAGCUAGUGGAUUUAAAACAAGUUAGCUUGGAAUCCAAAGCCGCUACCUUGCAGCCAAACUCGGAAUCUCUCAAGGCCAAGGUGCUGGAGACCUUUUUAGCCAAGUCCAGGCCUGAGCUCCUGGAGUAUGCUGUUAAAGUCAUCCUGGACUACAACACCGCCAACAACAAGGUGGCUCUGUCAGAGAACUACACUGUAGCCUCCGUGGCUGACACACAGCAGAACUACAGGCCACAUCCCCAGAGGUUCACCUACUGUUCUCAGGUGCUAGGUCUGCACUGCUACAAGAAAGGGAUCCACUACUGGGAGGUGGAGCUGCAGAAGAACAACUUCUGUGGGAUGGGCAUCUGCUAUGGCAGCAUGGAACGGAACGGCCCCGAGAGCCGGCUCGGCCGCAACAGCGCCUCCUGGUGCGUGGAGUGGUUCAACACCAAGAUCUCUGCCUGGCACAACAAUGUGGAGAAAACCCUGCCUUCCACCAAAGCCACACGAGUUGGCGUGCUUCUCAACUGCGACCACGGCUUCGUCAUUUUCUUUGCUGUCACCACUGACAAGGUCCACCUGAUGUAUAAGUUCAAAGAGAACUUCACCGAAGCUCUGUACCCAGCCUUCUGGGUGUUCUCUGCAGGUGCCACGCUAUCUAUCGGCUCUGCCAAGUAGGCAGGCCAUGGGCACUCUGGCUGACUGCCUGUGGAGUGCCCAAGACUAGUGAAAAUGCUGCAGGGGCACUCUCUCAGAGACCUUCCCUGAGCAUCUUCAGCGGGUGACAGGAUAGAAGGAGAGUUGGUGGAAGAGUUGAUUCUUUAGGAGAUAAUCAAGGCUGUAGAUGUGGAUCUUUUGAAAGGUAAGAGAACUAUAAGGGCCAAAGCUGGCCAACAUGCCUUAGAAACUUGGAAUGUAGUAAAGCAGCGUUUGGUAUUCUUUCUUGCAUUGCAGGGUGUGUAGACAUACUUACCUGUCAGGGAAUGAAGUGCCUAGGGGCCUCUGGUUGCCCAGACCUCACCCAGCUGCCCCCUAGGGGUUGAGAUUUCAACAGGCCUAUAGCCCAUUUGAGGCUGGCCAUGGGUGAGGAUUCUUGAUAAAGACUACUCAGGCUGAUAGGAUGCCCUUCUGGGCUUUGCUUCAGGAUGAUCUGUGGCUGGAUAUAGGGAGAAGGGGUGGGGGUGUGAGUGAAAGAGUGAGCCACAUGCAGAUAAUUAGCAGCGAUGUGAUAUAAGAGUUCAUUACAAUAUUUUUCUAUUUUCUUUUUUGAUAAUUUUCAUAAUAAAAAGUUUUAAAAAUGAAACAAAACAUAGCCCAGGCCAGUGAUGGGCGGUGUUAGUAGAGUUUAUCCUUCUUUGCAGAGGAGUAGGAGUUCUGGGAGGUGUGGGUCUGAGGUUAUAUAAGGUCAUCACCCUUAUCUGCAGGGGGAUGUGGUCGAAGACCUAAAACCAAAGAUAGUAAGAAAUCCUGUAGAUAGAAUAUUUUUUCCUAUAUAUACAUACUUAUGAUAAAGUUUAAUUUAUAAAGCUAGGCACAGUAGGAGAUUAACAAUAAUAACAAUUAAUAAAAUAGAAGUUGUAACAGUAUACUGUAUUAAAAGUUCUGUGAAUGUGUUCUUUCUCUCAAAAUGUCUCAUAACCGAUCUGAUAGCCAGGAAGGCUACUAUGUGAUGAGCAGGCGGGUGGCAUGUACAGCGUGGACACGCUGGACAAAGGGAUGAUUCACCUCCCAGGGUGGGACGGAGCAGGGCAGUCGGUACAAGAUUUCAUCGUGUUACUCAGAACCACGUGCAAUUUAAAACUUACAAAUUGUUUCUUUCUGGAAUUUUUCAUUUAAUAUUUUUGGACCACAGUUGACCAUGGGUAACUGAAACUGCAGAAAGUGAAACCGUUGAUGGGGGCCAGGGGGUGGGGGCGGUGGAACUACUCUAAUAAAGAAUUGGACUGGCCUUCGUUUCUGGUUCCCUGCGGGGAGAUGCUAAAUCUUUGGAACUUCUCCAGUAAAAGUGUCUUUGUUAUUCCUUGGAUCACAUCUAAGUUUACGCUAGGAGCUGAGAUGACCCAGGAUGAGGGUUGGUCAUCAGAAAGGCCAACCAUGAGAUCAGAGGGUUGGGACUUAGAGGCAGCCUGAUCUCCAUAAGGGGAGAGGGGCUGGAGAUUGAGUUGAAUCAUGUGGCCAUUCAGUUAUGCCUUUAUAAUGAGACCCCAUAAAAACUCUGGACACAAGCUCCACUGAACACAGUGAUGUGCCGGGAGGGUGAUGCAGCCUGAUUCCAUGGGGAGGGGGCAGAGAAGCUCUGCAUUUGGGUCCCUCUUAGAUGUCAUUCUGUGUGUCUGGUCUUGAUUUGUAUCCAUUACAAGAAAAUUGUAAUCAUGUAUAUAGCGCUUUUCUGAGCUCUGUGAGUCUUAGUGAAUUAUUGAACUUGAAGGAGGUCAUGUGCUAUCGGCUAGAAGUUUGUGUAGCCCCAAAAUUCACGUCGAAACCUAACCCCGCAAUGUGAUGGUAUUGAAGGUCACGAGGCUGGAGCCCUCAUGAAUGGGAUUAGUGCCCUCUCAAAAGACCACACAGAGCUCCCUCGCCCCUUCUGCCAUGUGAGGACACAGCAAGAAGACAGCCAUCUAUGAACCAGGAAGCAGUUCCUCACCAGACACUAAAUCUUCCAGCGUCUGGAUCUUGGACUUCCAGCCUUCAGAACUGUGGGGAACAAAUGUUUGUUGUCUAGGCUACCCAGUUUAUAGUGUAUUUGUUAUAGCAGCCCAGACUAAGACAUCAUGGGAACAUCCUGGAUUUGUAGCCAGUCAGAAAUGCGGGUGGCCUGGGGACCACUGAAGUGUGACUGGUGUCUAAAGUGAAGGUAGUCUUGUUGUGACUGUGUCCUUAAGCCUGUGGAGCCUAAAUCUGACUCCAGGUGGUUAGCCCCAGAAUCGUGUCACACUAUACCAGAUGGUGUCAGAAUAGAGGUGGGACUUGCCAACUUUGAAUAGCACUUCUUGACUGACCUGUCAAAAUAAAACAUACUGUACUUAAAAGAA
Pteropus alecto (black flying fox) is the source of this 4347-nucleotide messenger RNA. It is a transcript of the gene TRIM25, whose product is annotated as tripartite motif containing 25. The transcript is spliced from 10 exons. Gene Ontology annotation, molecular function: protein binding. The coding region runs from base 101 to 1993 and encodes 630 amino acids. Lineage: Eukaryota; Metazoa; Chordata; Mammalia; Chiroptera; Pteropodidae. The record is from RefSeq and is a predicted model, not a curated record.